Messenger RNA from Adelges cooleyi (spruce gall adelgid), 1726 nucleotides. RefSeq names its product zygotic gap protein knirps-like. NCBI's taxonomy places the organism in Eukaryota, Metazoa, Arthropoda, Insecta, Hemiptera, Adelgidae. Gene Ontology annotation, molecular function: sequence-specific DNA binding; DNA-binding transcription factor activity; zinc ion binding. The transcript is spliced from 3 exons. Gene Ontology annotation, biological process: regulation of DNA-templated transcription. Bases 383 to 1435 code for a protein of 350 amino acids. The record is from RefSeq and is a predicted model, not a curated record.
CCGUCUCGACAGUCCACACGUGCCCGCACGGCUCAGUUCCAUUAUCACCGGCGUUACCGUCGCGGCCACAACGUCAUCGCCGCCCGUCGGUACACACAGCACACGAGCGCGAAAAGAACGAAUUGACAAGAGAAAAUCAAUUAUAUUAUAAUAUAAAUCAAUCGCGAAAUUGACGACUGUCGUAGGUCUACUUGCCCCGAAAAAAAGAAUCGCUUUAUCUGGAAAUUUCGCGUUCGAAUAACUAACAGCAGUUCCGCAAUGUGGGCCCGACGACGGUCAGGCGCGGACGGCUACUGACGGGCGACGGUAGCCGGCGAUCGCGUACCGCCGUCGCGCAACUUUGGAACGUCGCGUGCCCAAUGAAGAUCAGCGAUGUGCCGUCAUGAAUACGGGGCCUGGUCAGGGUGCAGCCCAUGGGCCCUCGUCUGUUCCCAACUGGUGGGCCGCCGACCCUCAUCACCAUUCGUCUUCGUCCACCUCGGAUGUCAUGAGUCAGCUAUGCCGUGUAUGCGGAGAACCUGCCGCCGGUUUUCAUUUUGGAGCAUUUACCUGUGAGGGUUGUAAGUCGUUCUUCGGUCGGACCUACAACAAUUUGAGUUCAAUAUCCGAGUGCAAGAACAACGGCGAGUGCGUUAUUAACAAGAAGAACCGGACGUCGUGCAAAGCGUGUCGGCUCCGCAAAUGUCUGGUGGUCGGCAUGUCCAAAAGCGGUUCCAGAUACGGACGUCGCUCUAACUGGUUCAAAAUCCACUGUCUGCUCCAGGAACAGCAGCAGCACCAUCAUCACAUUCAGCACCAGCAGCCACCGCAAGCUGUACACCUACCGCCAGUUGGCGGAGGCGGCGGUCGGUCUUCGGCCGAAUCAAGACGAACGCCGCCACUGCCAUGGGACGUAAAACACCACAUGGACGUCGACAACAAUAAUUCGGUGCCCGCCGAUCUAGACAAAUCUAGCGGCCGUUUGUCCGCGGCUGCCGCAGCUGCAGCUGCCAUGCACGCUGUUCGGCCCGAACUUCUACAAUGGCACUCGCCGUUUUUCCCGGCGUUCCCGUUCCCACCGCCGUCGCCGUUUUUCAUGGCGGCUGCCGCUGCACUUCAGCCCCGGCAGCUCGUCAACAGGCCGCAUUCGACGAGCCCCAAUUCUUCUUCCGUCGAAGAACACGGCGGCCCGCCGUCGCCGAAAGUCGCCGCUUUCGAUUUGCCUCCCGUCCAAGAUUCACCGAUGGACCUGUCGGUGUCCGCUACCGGCGGAAGCGGCUGCGGCGACACCGCUAGGUCACCGCCGUCAUCACCAGAGAGUCCAGGACGAAGUGGCGGCACCGACGAUAGUCAUCGGACGCCCGUGGACGACUCGUACCAAACGUCUGACGACGAACACGUGCCGAACGAUACCGCGAAAAUUGUUCCCCUGGACUUGACGUUCAGUCGGUCGUAACUGCGUUAAAAUUUAAAAUUUGUGUCCAAAAAGCUAUUAUAAAAAUAUUAAAUUUUUUUAUACCAAAUGUGUCAGCCCAUAAGUUGACUGAUCGCAAAAAGUGUUAUUACGAUUAUUGAUUUUAAUGUCAACGUUAUGACUCUCCUUAAACAAACUCUUAAAUACGUUUAUGUUUGGCAGAUCUAUUUAUAAAUGUAUUUAUAAUUUAAAUAAAUAAAUUAAUGUAUAAUAAAUGUAACAUAAUAUCAUUAUUAUUAAAUUAAUAAAAUUAACUAAUGAGCCUUUGUGGUU